Penicillium hordei is the source of this 1185-nucleotide messenger RNA. RefSeq lists its product as uncharacterized. The record is from RefSeq and is a predicted model, not a curated record. The transcript is spliced from 3 exons. The coding region runs from base 1 to 1185 and encodes 394 amino acids. NCBI's taxonomy places the organism in Eukaryota, Fungi, Ascomycota, Eurotiomycetes, Eurotiales, Aspergillaceae.
AUGUCGACCAGCGAUGAUGGCAUGCGGACAAACAUCCUGGUUUCGGAUGAUGCAGUAACAUUACAAAACUUGGGGCUGCAUCUUCCACUGACCCCCGUAUCGAUCUCCUCGAGUUCCGAUUCCUUUGUUAGUAUCCCGGAUCAUCUCGUCUCUUUGGCCGCACUCGAACAUCUGGGCUAUAACUCGGAAACUGCAACUCGUAUCUGGGAGUAUUGGAGUAACUGGCCACCUGGUGAGCCCAAGAGGAAGACUGAUGACAUCUACCAUGGUGUCCCAUUCAUUGACGUCGCCGAAGGUCACCUUGAUAAUUCUCCCGAUACCGGCGCAGAGAAUGAUGCCGAAUGGUUCCACUGCAUGAAUUUGUAUGGAAUUAACCACGAGCUCCAGGAGGCACUCAUGGAUCCCAAAUUCCGAUCAAUCCGCCUAACCGAGUCAUGCAAGUUCUGGAUUUGGGACACCUUUCAGUUACGCAACCGCGCCCUCCAGGCAGUACAAGAAGCUUCCCGUGAGCGAGAUAUAGCUAGUCGGCGGGAAGCUUCCCGACCUGGACAAAGUAGUUCUGGUGGAUCUGGACGGCAAUCGAUUUCAGAUUCUUUGAGAAUGGUCCCUUGGCUAUCGCGUGAAACCGCUUUGUCGGAAGCUGCAACAACUGCAGCUUCAAGAGCACCGGGCCAUACAACCCUUUACACGGGAAUUGACCAAGCUCGCGUCACAAGAUUAUUCGACGAUGAUGGCAACGCAGACUUCGGAUGCCUUGUCUCCGCGCCACGAUGUGAUUUCUCCGGAAGACAAGCCGAUCUCUACUUCGCGGUUGACCGAGAAGUGGCCGAACAUUAUGCUUGCUAUAUCAAGCGCCGCAGCACGUGCAGCGGGGUUGUCAUUAUUCAUGCCAACAUCCCGAACUCGGUCAUCGUGUCCCUCUCUGCUCUCGACGUCCAGACUAUCUAUUGGCCUAGCGUAGAAUGGAAGUCGUUUAUCUUUCAUUGUCGACAGGGGAAAAAGCUCCCCCUGAACUCCGGAAAUGAAAUCACGGAGCAAAUGGUUCUGAAGACUAGGGAUGGACGUAACGCCGUCCAGUACGUGUUCAAAGGGGACGAUGGAGAUACUUUGUUAGAGGAGUCUAGCAGCGUAACUGUGUCCCCUUUGACAUCACAACAGUUUGAGACCUGGCCUGAGCGUGCCUGA